Messenger RNA from Odobenus rosmarus divergens (Pacific walrus), 3406 nucleotides. It is a transcript of the gene PIDD1, whose product is annotated as p53-induced death domain protein. The coding region runs from base 1 to 3270 and encodes 1089 amino acids. The transcript is spliced from 17 exons. Lineage: Eukaryota; Metazoa; Chordata; Mammalia; Carnivora; Odobenidae. Gene Ontology annotation, biological process: signal transduction; DNA damage response; apoptotic process. Gene Ontology annotation, molecular function: protein binding. The record is from RefSeq and is a predicted model, not a curated record.
AUGCGGCGCCCAGGCAGCGGAGACGAGAGCCUUCGAGGCGUGGUGUCCUGCGGCCUCAGGCCUGCGGCGAACUCCAAGUCCCAGGAGGCACUGCUGCCGGAAGUGCGGGAGCGCCGCCUGCGCGGAUUGCACCAGCUCACUUUAAGGGGGCCAGAACGCACAGCUCCAGAGCAGGGCGGGCCCGAGGGCCAGGAAUCUCUGAAAGGGCGGGUUUUGCAGCGCGCGACGCGGGCCUUCCCAGCGGGAGAGGCCGGACUGAGGCAGACUAACAGGAAGCCGAGUGGCCCUGGGCUGGCGGCUGGCGGCUGCCGGUUGGGGUCCGCGGCCGCAUCGCCAGGGCUGCGGAGAGGGGAGGGACCCGGAGGCCUUCGCCUGCGGUCCGAGCCCCGAGCAAGGGGCGUCCUGACUGGGCGGGACCCGAGGCCCGGCCCGCUCGGGAACGCGCCGGCGGACGGCGCCCACCCUCGAGCGCAGGCUGGGACAUGUCUGGCCCCCGAGGACAGCCAGUGGGCGGUGGCUGCAGAGGUGGAGGGGCUGGAGCCCGAGGCAGCUGCCACAGAAGAUGCUGCAGGAGAUGCUACGGAUGCUGUGGAUGCUGUGGAUGCGGAGCCCGGGGACCCCCCUCUCCUGGUUGGGAACCGGUUGAACCUGGACCUGUACCCUCGGGGCUGCCACCGGCUGCUGAAUCUGUGUGCCCAGCGGCCCCCUCAGCUGCUGGAAGUGGAGUUCUUGCGGCUGAGUGGCCACGAGGACCCUCGGCUGCUGGAGGUCACCCUGGCCCAGGUGCCGUGCAGCCUGCAGCGCCUUCGCUCCCUGGUCAUCAGAGGUGGACAACACCGGGACGUGCUGGGUGCCUGCUGCCGGGGCUCUCUGACCACACUGCCGGCUGGCCUGAGUGGCCUGGCCCGCUUGGCCCACCUAGAUCUGAGCUUCAACAGCCUGGAGACACUGCCGGCCUGCAUCCCACAGAUGCGUGGCCUGAGCACCCUCCUGCUGUCUUACAACAGCCUCUCAGAGCUGCCUGAGGCUCUCGGAGCCCUUCCCUCCCUCACCUUCCUCUCUGUGACCCACAACGGCUUGCAGACGCUGCCCACAGCGCUGGGAUCCCUGUCCACCCUGCAGCGACUUGAUCUCUCAGAGAACCUUCUGGACACCCUGCCCCCUGAGAUUGGAGGCCUGAGCAGCCUCACCGAGCUGAAUCUGGCUUCCAACCGGCUGCAGGGCCUCCCGACCUCCCUCGUGGGGCUACGGUCCUUGCGGUUCCUUGUUUUGCACAGCAACCUCCUGACCUCAGUGCCCGCCGGCCUAGCCCACCUCCCGCUGCUUGCCCGACUGGAUCUGAGGGACAACCAGCUCCGGGACGUGCCCCCCGAGCUACUGGACGCCCCCUUUGUGCGCCUUCGGGGGAACCCCCUGGGCGAGGCUCUACCUGCCUCCCACAGUCCCCCAGAGACACCUGUGACCCCCGAAAUGCCCAGACUGUUCCUGAACUCAGAUUUGGACAGCUUCCCUGUGACUCCCCAAGGCUGCUCAGUGACCCUGGCCUGUGGGGUCCGCCUGCAGUUCCCUGCUGGGGCCACCUCUAGCCCUGUCAACAUCCAGUAUCGACUCUGGCUGCCGGAGCCACGCCUCGUCCCCUUGGGUCCCCAUGACUCCCUGCUCAGUGGGGUCCUGGAGCUGCAGCCCCACGGGGUGGCCUUCCGGCAGGAGGUGGGCCUGUGGCUACUCUUUGUGCCCCCCCGGGCCCGGCGUUGCCGUGAGGUGGUGGUCAGGACCCUGAGUGAUGACAGCUGGAGUGACCUGGAGACUCACCUGGAAGAAGAGGCACCCAAGCGGCUCUGGGCUCACUGCCAGGUGCCCCACUUCUCGUGGUUCCUCGUGGUUUCACGUCCUGUGUCCAACGCCUGCCUGGUGCCACCGCAGGGGACAUUGCUGUACUCCUCGGGAGAUCCUGGGGUCAAGGUCACAUUCCCCCCUGGGGCCACUGACGAGCCUCGUCACGUCUGCAUGCAGGUGGUGCACAUGGGCAGCAGAGAGCUUCGAGCCCUGCUGGAGGAGCCCGAGGCGGCGGCCAGCCCCCUGCUGUGCCUCUCUCAGAGCGGCCCCCCCAGCUUCCUCCGGCCUGUUACUGUGCAGCUGCCUCUGCCCCCUGGUGUCACAGGCCUGAGUCUGGAUCGCACUUGUCUUCACCUGCUGUACUGGACCCCUCCUGAAGCAGCCUGGGAUGACAUCACAGCUCAGGUGGCACUGGAGAUCACCCACCUGUAUGCUCGCUUCCAGGUCACACACUUCUCUUGGUACUGGCUCUGGUACACCACCAAGACCUGCGUGGAGGGCCUGGCUCGGAAGGCCUGGGAGCGCCUGCGACUGCACAGGGUGAACCUCAUUGCCCUGCAGAGGCGCCGGGACCCUGAGCAGGUUCUUCUCCAGUGCCUGCCUCGCAAAAAGGUGGAUGCCACCCUGCGACGGCUGCUGGACCGGUACCGAGGCCCUGAGCCUUCUGACACGGUGGAGAUGUUCGAGGGCGAAAAAUUCUUUGCUGCCUUUGAGAGGGGUAUUGACGUGGAUGCUGACCGCCCAGACUGCGUGGAGGGCAGGAUCUGCUUUGUGUUUUACUCACACUUGAAGAACAUGAAGGAGGUGUAUGUGACCACCGCCGUGGACCGGCAGGCUCAGGCUGUGAGGGGCCAGGUGUCCUUCUACCGGGGAGCAGUGCCCGCGGAGGUGCCUGAGGAGGCAGAGGCUGCCCGGCAGAGGAAGGGCACAGACUCCCUCUGGAUGGCCACUCUGCCCAUCAAGCUGCCGAGACUGCGGGGAUCCCAGGGGCCAGAGCAGGGACGGGGGACCAGCCUCUCCCUGGCUCCUCUGACCCUGGGUAAUGCCGAGACUGGCUUCCUGACCCAGAGCAACCUGCAGAAUGUGGCUGGGCGCCUGGGCCCUGACUGGCCAGCCGUGGCCCUGCACCUGGGCAUGCCUUACCAUGAGCUGCAGCGCAUCCGACAUGAGUUCCGGGACGACCUGGAUGGCCAGAUCCGUCAUAUGCUCUUCUCCUGGGCUGAGCGCCAGGCCGGGCAGCCAGGGGCUGUGGGGCUCCUAGUACAGGCCUUGGAGCAGAGCGACCGGCUGGAUGUUGCUGAAGAGGUGAGGGCUGUCUUGGAGCUCGGCCGCCAAAAGUACAAGGACAGCAUCCAGCGCACAAGCCUGGCCCCCAGGGACCUUGCCCCACCUGAGCCUUCGGCAUCACAGUCCCCAGAGUCUGCCCAGGCCUAGACCCCACUGACUUUGGGCUGGUCCCUGAUGUACCCUGACCAAUGGUCAGAGGCCCCCAUUUUCAAGCCUUCCCUAUGUAUGGGGACAGUGACCUCCCAUGUGUAACAAAUAUGUAUUGUUAUUGUACUGGCUGCUU